AUGAAAGUCCCAGGCGGGGGAGGCCUCGGCAGCAGCAUUUGGGAUCAGGUAAUGCAGUUUGUUGAGCCAAGUUGGCAGUUUGUGAAGGAUUCAGUUCAGCUGGAAAGAUGCACCAAACCUGACUGAAAAGAAUUCCAGAAGAUUGCUAUGGCAACAGCAAUAGGACUUGCUAUAAUGGGGUUCAUUGGCUUUUUUGUGAAACUGAUCCGUAUCCCUAUUAAUAACAUCAUUGUCAGUGGCUGA
Molecule: messenger RNA, 243 nt
Organism: Eptesicus fuscus (big brown bat)
Lineage: Eukaryota; Metazoa; Chordata; Mammalia; Chiroptera; Vespertilionidae
Product: protein transport protein Sec61 subunit gamma-like
Biological process (GO): protein targeting; post-translational protein targeting to membrane, translocation
Cellular component (GO): Ssh1 translocon complex; membrane
Molecular function (GO): transmembrane protein transporter activity
Source: RefSeq, a predicted model, not a curated record